GUGUAUAUGAGACUGUCGUUUCGACCUUGUGCGGGCUACGUUGGUCUGUUAUCGAGCUUUAUUCGAAGAUGAUCGGCCGAUCGAUUAUUAAUGUGUGUUUCUACGUGUAAAUUAAAAAAACUGAAAAGUGAAAACUCGAUAUUUCAAAUUUCAAUAAAAUUGAUCUCUUUAGAUUUGUGUAGAAGGUCGUUUUUUCUUUGUUUUAUACCCUCACUCGUUUACAAACCUUCAUCGUCCGCGUUGCAUCUAAAUUACAGUCAGACAUAAAAACGCUUAUCAAAAUUAACAAGUAAAUUACAAACGACAAUGUUUGCGUUCAGUAAGGCUGCCAAGUGCAUUACUUACUCGAAAUGCGGCUGUAUUCCCGGGGCGUGGACGGAAAGAAUGUUUCAAAGAUUUUUUAUCAUCGAGUCGAGCACUUCACAAAGUACGUGGGACUAUCUAAAAGAUAAAUUGGGCUUGCAGAAAAAAAGCAAUAUUAAACAAGAUAUUACAGAAGAAUUAGAGGCCAGCUACUUAGAACCAGAACCGAUACCCGUGCAUACUAAUUCAACCGAAGAAAUGUGGAAACCCGGUUAUAGAGGCCGUACUGAAAAUAAACGCUUUUAGCUUCGAUCGAAAGUCAUUUCGAUAAAAUUUUUAUUGUCUAAUAAUUGUCCUUCUAAAAAUCAAUGAUCCACAAAUAAAAAAAUGUAAUAUUCGUACACGAAAUGCGACACAAACCCAUGCAUUGUCUAUAGUUUUAUAGAGAGCGCCCUGCAUAAAUUACUAAUAUCGCCGUAUUAUGAUGAUAGAUAUUUGUUAUAAAUAAAUUGAAAUCUUGUGUAAGUCAUCUCGAUGCAACUUUAGUUUAACUUCGCGGUUUUAGAGAAUACAGUGAGUGAACUUCGAUACACACGAGAGAAGGUCGACUCAAAAAUAGAAGAAGAUCGCGUAAACAUUUUUGACGGUUAUUGUGUGGCAACCUUUUAUAUCUCGUACUUAAUCAUUUGCUGUUGGAUAGAAUCAUAAUAAAAUUUUGUGAAAAAAUUUCUCAAAAUCUACUUUACGACAUGUAUUCUCUUAUUCCUCGAUCACAGAACAGGAAUCAAAUGCGCUCCUUGGCGAAAUGUGAAUUAGGACGAUAUCUGUCGACAGCUUGCGUUAAAUUCUCCGAGCGAAGAUCUCAAGGUGGAUUGUUUUCGAGGUUGAGAAAUGUCUUUCAGCAUUCAGGUAGAGUAUGAAUUCUCAAAACCUCGAUUUUCCCGGCACAAAAGGUGCACGCUGCGAAAAAAUAGUUCGUGGGCUGUUAGUGCAAAGCAAAUCAAAUUCAAUCCAAUGCUGUUGAAAGAUUGGGAGUUUUUUCAAAAAUCCUGCAUGGCUUUUGUUUACAAGAGAAACGCAUCAGAUUUAUCUAUCGAAAACCCGAAACCACCCAUCAGAGAUCCAAGCAUGCCAGAAGGGAGUAAAAAAAAAGAUGAAAAAAAGAAGGAUAAAAAAGAUAAAAAACCUGUAAUGUACGCAGCAGAAGAUUCAUCGGAAUCGCAGUCAACAAAAACACCCGCAAACGAAAUCAAACAAAUCUUUCGUAAUAAGUGGGGCGUCAAAUUAAUCGAGAACGUAAACAUCUCUGACGAAAAUGCAAGAACGUAUAUGAAAAGUAUUUCAUCUCCACAAUGGGGCGUAAAUUUAAACUCGUCGAUGGAUGAAAAUAAACUUUUCGAUACAACCGACAAAGCUGACUCAAGUAAAGUACGACUGGCAUUGGUAAGUAAAGGGAAUGAAGAGAUGGAUAAAUCUUACGUCAAACGUCCUAAAAGACAAGGAGACGAGUUUACAGUAGAUCCAAAUUUUGCACUGUACUACAAGACCGGCGACGAGUUCAUCGAUUACGACGAAGAGUAUUACGUGCCUAUGGAAAUGUCGGAUAAAGAGGUAGCUACAGCCUGGAAGGAAUUAGUGGUAAACUCAAAGCGACCCAAGGCGAAAGAAGAUGAGGCAACGCCUGUAGAACUGCAAGAAGUAGAAUCGAUAUUCAUUCGUCCAGAACCACCUGCGCCGAAAUUGGACGUCAAGAGUAUAAAAUCUUCGGAUAUCUCGAAAUCUAGCAGCGGAUCAUAUACACAGACAGCACAUUUUUCGACGUGUACAUUUUUUAUGACACCUAUAACAACGGGUAACGAAUCCUCAACCGACUCUUUCAAUCCCAAUGUAAGUGCAUUUCAUCUGGUCGAAGAGGCUAAAAAUUCGGAAGAAACUGUAUUUUCUCCGUCAAUUCUGCUGCCGAGCAGACCACUCAGCCCUAUCGAAUCUUCUUACGAAGCGUUCAGAGAAGAUGACGAUGAGUUUCUGGAAAAUCUUACUACUUCGCCGGAUACAGCAUUGGAUUUUGCCAACGAUGAUCGUAUAACGCAGUCUAUUACAAAAGAACAGCUUCAUUCCAAUAUGAAAGAAUUCGAGGCGAUGAAAGAAAAUAAAACCUAUAAAUUAUCUGGAUUAUCGAUUGAGGACCGAGCAUUUAAGAAUAGUGAACAAAAUUAUGAUGGUUCUAUUAUGGAUGGUAUGAGAUUAUCACCCUUGAAUCAGUUUCAUGUUACUAGAUUCGACAAAAAACAAUACACGAGUUCGGCCAAUGACGAUGCAGAUGAAAUGACAACGGAAUAUACUAUCGAAGGAGAUACCGUUAAAGUCAAUGGCGACCCUUAUCCGUACAGCAAGGAACAUUUUGAAAAGUGGCGCUCGCCUAAAACAGAAAACUUUAACAUCCAUUAAAUAUUGAUCCCGAGUAUAGAAGUAAAAAGUAGCUACGUCGAAAUUUAUAGAUUCAACUAAAUUAAAUGAGAGUGAUAAAAUUUCGAACAAAACUAAAAAUAAGAAAAAUAAUUCUUGGAGUUUUACGUCAUGGUUUGGUAAAUCGAAACCUGUUUUCAUUCAUCCAAAUCACCUAGGAGAAAAUAUUAUUGAUAAAUUAGUUGAGAAACCUGCUGUCGUGCCGGCCUCAAAACAACCAACUGAACUAGUUCCUGACAGCUUACAUCAUUUCCAACUACAGCGCAUUAAAUCGAUAAAGAGCGGAGAACUGGAACGGAUAUACGAACUGAAAAAUUAUGAUCAUCUCAAGCUCGAUGAAAUGGCAGAGUCAAAAGUUUUCGCCAUUCCAAAAAUAGAAAACGAGAAAGCGAGGACUGAAGUAAAAACAGAUGCAGAAAAAAUUCAAUAACAUAUAUUGCAAUAGCCGUCCUGUCAGAUAAAUUUUUCUUGUCAUGUUCUUUUCGCGUAUAAGUAAAAAAUUCGAAAUUCGAAUCUGCCAUUAACUUCGAUAUUUAACUAUUCUGAAUAAAUACAGCCACAGUCACAUCCA
Messenger RNA from Nasonia vitripennis (jewel wasp), 3340 nucleotides. RefSeq lists its product as uncharacterized. The coding region runs from base 1195 to 2751 and encodes 518 amino acids. Lineage: Eukaryota; Metazoa; Arthropoda; Insecta; Hymenoptera; Pteromalidae. The transcript is spliced from 8 exons. The record is from RefSeq and is a predicted model, not a curated record.